Messenger RNA from Colletotrichum abscissum, 750 nucleotides. RefSeq lists its product as uncharacterized. The record is from RefSeq and is a predicted model, not a curated record. The annotation marks the transcript as partial. Lineage: Eukaryota; Fungi; Ascomycota; Sordariomycetes; Glomerellales; Glomerellaceae. The transcript has a single exon.
AUGACGCAGCUCCUGUCCCAAGACCUUGCGAACAACGGUGGUUUAAUCCCUCUAGAACAGUUGCAACGCGCCCCUGCUUUCGAACUGCGUGGCGGAAAAGUUCUUUAUCACGUUGGCCGCGCAUUGGGAUCGGAACCUGACUCAGCGUGCGGCUUGUUCUGCUGCUCUACCUACAUGGAGAAUGACGAAGUGAUCAAGCAAGACUUAGUCCGAGUCGGAGGAGUGUUGACCACCGCCAUUCUCGGGAAGAAGAACCCCCAUCUUUGUGGCAUGUUCAUGACAACGGCAAGCGGAGUUUUGCAACAUGCUUUUGAGCCAACGCAUUGGUUAGAGUCGUUCGGUGAUAACGAUCAAGUCGAUCAAGAUGUUUGCACUUACGCCGACGAGAAUGCCGACUCCGAAGAGAAUACCGACUCCGACUCCGACUCCGAAACCGACAUCUCGGUUUCGCCCUGCCCAAUAGUUGGCGUAACUGCGCUCGCUAUCGAUUGGCAACCCGCCGAAGUCGUUGCUACCAACUUCCUCCACGCCUGGACCAGACAGGAAACUUCGGCCCCCGCCAUGUGUGAAUACACUCUCAUGAAACCGCGAUCAUGGCCCCAACUUGAGAACAAGUUUACCUUUUCCGGGACGUCGGGUCAGUCACAGACCAUCGACUCAUAUUGUACGGACGACGAGCUCACGGCAGGGCCGUUGUCGAUCGUGAUGGAUGGGUCAACCCUUCUCAGAGCGCGUUUGGUUUCUGGAGAG